AUGACUCGUCCGACCAAGACGCUCAAGGCAAAGACACCCACGAAAAAAGACCUUCAGGAACAAGUCCGGCUCCUCCAAGAAGCCAUGCAUGGAACUGUCGGCGUUGAAGCCGCCGCGUGUGCAGAUCAGGUGGUUCAAGUCACGUUGCCACCGACCUUUUACAGUGAUGAUAUGGUGGUUACUUUGCUCGAGCUCCGUUUGUGGGAACGUCUGCGCCUGCAGUUCAACAUUAUUGUUGGAGGAGACAACGCUGUCACAACAACGUCGUUGAAGAACAAGGAGUACGACAUCCGUGCCAAGUACAAGGCUAUUCACAUCAAGGAAGCUGCGACGGGGAACGACUCCGACAUCCCUAUCGACUAUCCCGUUUACUGGGAUGACAUGGUUGCAGCGUUUGGGGACAUGCGAGGAUUAGGCGACGUCGAGUUUGGAGAUGAUGUUCCAUUCCCAACAGAAAACAGUGGUCAAGCAGACAAGCGCAAGGCGGUGGAUGACUUGGAGAGCCAGCGACAACAACGAUCCAAAUCCAAGGUUGACAUUGGUGCCGGUCUGGUGUCCUUGGGCGAUGCGUUGGCUAAAGGACUAGUCGAUGCUGCUGCAUUUCGUUCGUUUCAACAGGUGUGA
Messenger RNA from Aphanomyces astaci, 624 nucleotides. RefSeq lists its product as hypothetical. The transcript is spliced from 3 exons. Lineage: Eukaryota; Oomycota; Saprolegniomycetes; Saprolegniales; Verrucalvaceae. Bases 1 to 624 code for a protein of 207 amino acids. The record is from RefSeq and is a predicted model, not a curated record.